AUGUCCGCUCCAGCUCCUACCCCCUCCACCAACAUCACCACCAGCCAAGAUGCCUCGGGACGACAGCCCUCCGCCAUGCCCUCCUCCUCCGCCGAACUCGCCAGUGCAAAGAUAAGCCUGCAGAAGGUGUUGCGCAGCUUCCCCGACUUCCCCAUCCCGGGCAUCAACUUUGUCGAUAUCAUGCCCCUCUUCGCCAACCCGGCCGCCCACGCUACCCUCAUCGACGCCCUCGUGCUGCAAAGCGCUGAGGCCUUCCCGGUCAAGCCCGAUGUCAUCGUUGGCCUGGAUGCCCGCGGAUUCCUGUUCGGCCCCGGCCUCGCCCUUCGUCUGGGCGUUCCCUUCGCCGCCGUGCGCAAGCAGGGCAAGCUCCCCGGCCCUUGCGCCACGGCCGAGUACGUCAAGGAGUAUGGCAAGGAUUUCUUCCAGAUGCAGAUGGAUGCCGUCACUGAGGGCCAGAAAGUCCUUAUCGUCGACGACAUCAUUGCCACUGGUGGUUCUGCCAAGGCCGCUGCCGACCUUGUCCACCAGCUCAAGGGCGAGGUUGUUGGCUACAUGUUCAUCCUCGAGAUUCCGGGUCUGGACGGACGCGAGAAGCUCGGCGACGUCCCUGCGACCAUACUCCUAGAAGACGCCUAG
Messenger RNA from Ilyonectria robusta, 636 nucleotides. RefSeq names its product phosphoribosyltransferase-like protein. The transcript has 2 exons. The coding region runs from base 1 to 636 and encodes 211 amino acids. Gene Ontology annotation, molecular function: adenine binding; AMP binding; adenine phosphoribosyltransferase activity. NCBI's taxonomy places the organism in Eukaryota, Fungi, Ascomycota, Sordariomycetes, Hypocreales, Nectriaceae. Gene Ontology annotation, biological process: AMP salvage; adenine salvage. Gene Ontology annotation, cellular component: cytoplasm. The record is from RefSeq and is a predicted model, not a curated record.